Haliotis rubra (blacklip abalone) is the source of this 2162-nucleotide messenger RNA. RefSeq names its product splicing factor 3A subunit 3-like. Gene Ontology annotation, molecular function: zinc ion binding; RNA binding. Gene Ontology annotation, cellular component: nucleus; spliceosomal complex. The record is from RefSeq and is a predicted model, not a curated record. The transcript has 17 exons. Lineage: Eukaryota; Metazoa; Mollusca; Gastropoda; Lepetellida; Haliotidae. Gene Ontology annotation, biological process: mRNA splicing, via spliceosome. Bases 133 to 1638 code for a protein of 501 amino acids.
UCGACAUUAGUACGCGCCCAAAUGCUUGUACAUGCUGAUUGGAUCUUACUUCCGUGGUGUCGAGAGUAAUCAUCCAUCGUCUCGACGAUUGUUAUAAUACACGUUUUGUACGGUCAAUGUGUUGUUUUGAUCAUGGAAUCCUUACUAGAACAACAAAGACGAUAUCACGAAGAAAGAGAAAGAUUGAUGGAUGCGAUGACGAAGGAGAUGCUGCAUCCAAAGAAAGUGCUGAGGGAACAAAUAAAUUCAGACCAGCGCCUGAAACAACUUAUUGAUCGUUAUAUGGACUGCACCAGUGAGCUGAAGGAGCUCUAUGAAGACAAGGAUGGGUUGCGUAAAGAUGAGAUUCAAGCUCUUGCAGGACCCAAUGAGUAUGCAGAAUUCCGGGCUCGCUUAGCAGCCAUAGAUCGCUUCCAUUCCCAGCAUCCAAAUGAGAUCAGUGUCCCAAUGUCUGUUGAGUUUGAGGAAUUGGCAAAGCAAAGGGAAAAUCCGACUGAGGAAACACAGAAUGCAGUUGAGUUCACUGAUGAAGAAGGAUAUGGUCGUUACCUGGACCUGCAUCAGUGUUACGAGAGAUACCUCAACCUCAAAGGUAUUGAGAAAAUUGACUACAUCACAUACCUAACCAUAUUUGACAGACUAUUUGAUGUUGCCAAGGACAAGAAGAAUGCUGCAUACAAAGAGUACCUGGUGUUUUUGUUGGACUACAUGGCUGACUACACCACAAGAGUGAGGCCACUCCUGGACCUCAGUGAGGAGGUUGAUGGUGUCCAGAAGGAGUUUGAGAAGAUCUGGUCAGAUGGGAUGUUUCCAGGCUGGCCGAAAGAAGCAACAGGAGCCCUCACCCAUUCAGGAGCACAUCUUGACCUGUCAGCAUUUUCGUCAUGGGAGGAAUUGGCAUCUCUGGGAUUGGAUCGACUCAAGUCUGCUCUGAUGGCCCUGGGUCUCAAGUGUGGCGGUACACUGGAGGAGCGAGCACAACGGUUGUUUAAUACCAAGGGCAAGAAUCUUGAAGACCUUGACCCUUCAUUAUUUGCCAAAUCCAAGCCAGGGAAAGCUGGCAAGAACAGGGACUCUGAGCGGCAGAGAGAGAUAGCUGCCCUGGAGGCCCAGGUGUACCGCUUUGCCGAGAUACUUAGUGAGCAGCGAGCAGCUACACGAGACAAUGUGCAGAGCAAGCAGGCCCGCACUGGGGAGGAAAGGGAGGAGUCAGAUGAAGAGGAGUUCUCUGAUGAUUCGGAUGAUGAUGAGGAAGAUAUUCCCUACAACCCAAAAAACCUUCCCCUUGGUUGGGAUGGCAAGCCUAUUCCAUACUGGCUGUACAAGCUUCAUGGUCUGAACAUCAGCUACACCUGUGAAAUCUGCGGCAACUUUCCCUACCGAGGACCCAAGGCAUACCAGAGGCACUUUGCGGAGUGGAGACAUGCCCAUGGCAUGAGGUGUUUAGGCAUCCCCAACACAGCUCACUUUGCUAAUGUCACACUCAUAGAAGAUGCCCUUGCUUUGUGGCAGAAGAUAAAGUCAGGGAAGGAAUCAGACCGAUGGAGACCAGACACAGAGGAAGAGUAUGAAGACUCCCAGGGGAAUGUCGUUAACAAGAAGACCUUUGAAGACUUGAAGAGACAGGGGCUGUUAUAGCCAGGAGUUGGUGCUGCCAUCACAUAUGUACAUACAGCUACUGUAACUGUCUGUAGCCAUCAUGGAGAACGUGAUGAAGAUACUUGAUGGGACAACCAGGUAACAGCAACACAUAUUUGAUGUUGUAGUUGAUUGUUACAUCGGUAUGGGGUGGGGAGGGUCUUAAGUGAAAAUGAAAAAUCUGAAGUUAUCAUUGUGUUGUACUUGCGGAACAACUAGAGGAGCAACAACUAGAGUGAUUCUCAAUGUUUUUCAAGUCUGAAAACAGUUACAUCAAAGGAUUCUGUUGAUUGGUAGCUCAAGGACAUAACUAGUUAGGCUUGUGUCAUGCCCAAUUUUAUUUUAAUGAGAUACUGAAAGUCUCGCAUGAAAUGGUAUUGAUAUCAAGCUACCAAGGACAUAACUAGUUAGACUUGUGUCAUGCCAAAUUGUUUUUAAUGAGAUACUGAAAGUCUCACAUGAAAUAGUAUUGAUAUGAACUCUCCUGUCUCUGUAUGGCCAAAAUAAACCAAUGUGACACUUAA